AAUCACAGUAAACAUUAAGAACUAGUUUGCAAGAGAGAAGCGAACCCAUGAAUUCCUCCAGCUUAGCCUUAGCGUUGGUUUGUGCCAUGGCCUUGCGCAUGGUCGGUACCACAAUUGCCCAAAACUCCCCCGAAGAUUUUGUUAGCGCCCACAACGCAGCCCGGGCAGCCGUCAACGUCGGCCCGGUGUCAUGGGACAGCACCGUGGCGGCCUACGCCCAGAACUACGCGAACCAGCGGAUCGGAGACUGCAAGCUCGUCCACUCCGGCGGGCCAUAUGGCGAGAACCUCGUCGGGGGACCCGGUGCCGAGGUCACGGCUGCCGACGCUGUGAAGUUAUGGGUAGGUGAGAAGCAGUGGUAUAACUACAACAGCAACACUUGCGCCGCUGGGAAGGUGUGCGGGCACUACACCCAGGUGGUGUGGCGUGCCUCGACCAGCAUCGGCUGUGCUCGUGUGAAGUGCAGCGGUGGUGGCAUCUUUAUCACCUGCAACUAUAAGCCUGCCGGCAACAUCGUGGGGCAGCGCCCGUAUUAAUUAGACGUGGUCUUCUCAUGCUAGGGAAAGUAUUGUUAUAGUAAUAAUUAAGAAAUAUGGUUUAGAAAAUAAGAAGUGGAAUAAUGGUUCCUUGGCAUGCAUGAGGACGUUUGGGAUUCGAGAACUUGUCAUGAUCCUUGUUGUCAAUGAAAUGAAAAGGUUUGGGUGAUGUUGUGGGAACAUACACUGAGAAGAAGAUGCAGUACUAUUGUUAUAUUGGACGAUGUAAACUUUAAUAAAACAUGCUGUAACGAAGUAACGCCCAUGCACGGUGUCUUUGGCAUA
Phoenix dactylifera (date palm) is the source of this 821-nucleotide messenger RNA. Its product is annotated as pathogenesis-related protein PRB1-2-like. Lineage: Eukaryota; Viridiplantae; Streptophyta; Magnoliopsida; Arecales; Arecaceae. The record is from RefSeq and is a predicted model, not a curated record. Gene Ontology annotation, cellular component: extracellular region.